Messenger RNA from Prorocentrum cordatum, 396 nucleotides. Lineage: Eukaryota; Dinophyceae; Prorocentrales; Prorocentraceae. The record is from the annotation of a GenBank genome assembly.
AUGGCGGAGCCAGCCCGAAAGCGGCGGAAAGCCGCGCCGCCCGCGGCGACGCCGCCAGCGGAUGACGGCGGGCUUGGAGGCCUAUACGACUUCCUGCCGCCGCCGGACCCGGAGAAGGAUGAAAAGGCCAAGGCCGAGGCGAAGAAGAAGGAGCUGCCGCCCCUGCCGCCAGAGGACAAGUCCAGGGUCGUCUUCCUCGACAUCGACGGCGUGCUGCUCCCCGCCGGCAGCGUCGAGACCAUCACGAUAGACGGCGUCCAGCUCCCGGUCCGGGAGACAAGCUGGCCCAGACGGAGUUCAGCGCGGCCGCGCUCGGGACGAACCUGCGCUCCAUUGUGCAGCAGACCGGAGCGUGCAUCGUCCUCUCCUCCGAGUGGAGGCGCACCGAGUCGAUGA